Messenger RNA from Photinus pyralis (common eastern firefly), 570 nucleotides. RefSeq lists its product as uncharacterized. Bases 15 to 431 code for a protein of 138 amino acids. The transcript is spliced from 3 exons. The record is from RefSeq and is a predicted model, not a curated record. Lineage: Eukaryota; Metazoa; Arthropoda; Insecta; Coleoptera; Lampyridae.
AGCACAUACAACAAAUGAUCGGAGUUCAACCGCGAACCUUUGUGCUGUGCUUGUCGAAGUUUUCUUUGCGCUUUUUUAUGAUUUACGUCUGCGUACGCAACCUUCUUAAACUGUCGUGCCUAAAUAUAUUGUUCCGAACGCGCCCCAAAAUGUCCGCCAUUCCGCAAGCAGCCUUCAUGACGAAGAAAUGGAAUGAAAAUCAAAAAAGGAAACCCAAGGAGGAGAUUCACUUCUGGGAUGGAAAUGUGGAACCUCAACUGCUGCAUUACAACAGUAAAAUGAUGAACAGCAUCUGGGGAUUGUAUAACCGCUACUCUGUGCAUAACUUGAAGGGCAGCUGGGAUAAAGAAUUGAGCUUUGGUGCCAUUAAUCAGCAGCUCAAGUCUGUUGGUUGCGCCUCGAAUGGUACCAAUGUAGCUCUCACUCCUUGAAAUCUUCGGGGUACAAAUGAGUAUUCGUACAUUUGUGUAGUACAACUUUAGUAGUGUAGCUUAUUAUAGAGAUGAUAUUUUAUACCUAUUUAUUUUUAUACGAUGAAGAAAUAAACUGAUAUAUGUGAAAUGCAACACA